Molecule: messenger RNA, 1528 nt
Organism: Aphidius gifuensis
Lineage: Eukaryota; Metazoa; Arthropoda; Insecta; Hymenoptera; Braconidae
Gene: Tbp
Product: TATA-box-binding protein
Exons: 5
Coding region: 1-927 (308 amino acids)
Biological process (GO): DNA-templated transcription initiation
Molecular function (GO): DNA binding; RNA polymerase II general transcription initiation factor activity
Source: RefSeq, a predicted model, not a curated record
AUGGAUCAAAUGUUACCGAGUCCUGGGUUUAGUAUUCCCAGUAUUGGAACACCUCUUCAUCAACCAGAAGAAGAUCAACAAAUAUUACCAACUGUACUUCAACAACAGCAACAACAACAACAAGCACAACAAUAUCAACUACAACAACAAUCAAUUCAUACACCAAGUACAAAUAUACAAUCUGGAAUGAUGAUGAUUAAUCAACAAAGGCCAAUGCAUUAUGCACCAUCACAACCUUUUGCAACUCCACAAAGUCUUAUGCAGCCUCAAACACCGCAAAAUUUAAUGUCACCUGCUGUACAGCCAUCAAGUCAACUUGCACCUUCAUCAAUUGGACCUUCAACACCUGGACCUAUGACACCAAUGACUCCUGCAUCAGCAGAUCCAGGAAUUCUUCCACAAUUACAAAAUAUUGUAUCAACAGUUAAUUUAAACUGUAGAUUAGAUCUUAAAAAAAUUGCAUUACAUGCAAGAAAUGCUGAAUAUAAUCCAAAACGUUUUGCUGCUGUUAUUAUGAGAAUUCGUGAGCCAAGAACAACAGCAUUAAUAUUUAGUAGUGGAAAAAUGGUUUGUACUGGUGCUAAGAGUGAAGAAGAUUCACGUUUAGCUGCUCGUAAAUAUGCAAGAAUAAUACAAAAACUUGGAUUUGCAGCAAAAUUUUUAGAUUUUAAAAUUCAAAAUAUGGUUGGUAGUUGUGAUGUUAAAUUUCCAAUAAGAUUAGAGGGUCUUGUAUUAACACAUGGACAGUUUUCUUCCUAUGAACCAGAAUUAUUUCCUGGUUUAAUUUAUCGAAUGGUUAAACCCAGAAUUGUAUUGCUUAUUUUUGUUUCUGGAAAAGUUGUACUUACAGGUGCGAAAGUACGUCAAGAUAUUUAUGAAGCAUUUGACAAUAUUUAUCCAAUUCUCAAGAGUUUUAAAAAGACAUGAUUUCAAUUUGAUAAAUACAACAAUAACAUGUAUUUAAUUUUGAAGAUAAUCAUGUGGUAUGAAAACAUCAGUACCUGCAUUAAAUCUCUGAAAUAUUUAAAAGUAAAAUAUAUAUAUUACAUAGAAGAAGAUAUGGAUUUAAAAAACAAUUUAAGUUUAUUUAUUUGAUAAAUUAUUAACCAGUUUUAAAUAUAUCCCUUUGAUACAAAAAAAAAAAAAAAUACAAUCAUAGAAAAUAAACUAUUUUAAAUUUAUAUUCAAAAAUAAGAAAAAAAAUAAUUCUCAGGGGAAAAUUUGAUAUGGAAAAUGUUUGAAUGUAAAAAAAUCAGUCUUCUUCGAACAAUUAGUUUUUUUUUUUUAAUCUUAUUUUUUCGAUAAUCAUGUUGUUGUUAAUAUUUUUAAUAUAAUGAUAAUUUAUAAACUAAAUAAAUUAGGUAAAUUAAAUUAACUAUUAAAUAUUGUAAAAAAAAAAAAUAUUUUUUAAAUUAAAUAAUCAUUUUGAUAUAAGUAGAUUUCGAAUGUUAAAUUAAACAAAAACAAAAUUAUUACAUUUUUUUUUUAAGUAUUAAAAGGGAAAGUAUUUCUAGAUUGAUUUAAAAAA